AUGUCACGUCGGACCACUGCGUAUGAUCGGCCCGACCGGCCCUUUUCCUUGGGCACUUGUGUUUUGUAUGGAUGCGGCGCCGGGUUGUUGGGGGUUGCAGCAAUGACCGUGGGCGAGAAGAUCGAACAGUUCUUUACUUCACGGCCCAAUUCAUACGUACCAGCCCAUACUUUAGAGAGGCUACUGUCUUUCCCUACACGACCUGACGAGGAGAGGUUCGGGCUGAACAUGGCCAUGCAUUAUGGACAAGGUGCUGUGGCGGGCAUCAUCCGGGCGAUGAUGAGCGCAAAUGGCAUAAGAGGCCCGUUCGCCGAUUUCAUGUUCAUUUCUGUGCGCCUCUUGAUAGAUCAAUCAUUGGAAAACUGGACCCAGGUCGGCGCACCACCCUGGUCAUGGCCAGUCAAUGAGCAGAUCAUCGAUAUUCUGCAUAAAGGAGUAUAUGCUUUUGUGACGGGGUAUUUUACGGACAAAUGGCUACAAUGA
Molecule: messenger RNA, 483 nt
Organism: Penicillium mononematosum
Lineage: Eukaryota; Fungi; Ascomycota; Eurotiomycetes; Eurotiales; Aspergillaceae
Exons: 3
Coding region: 1-483 (160 amino acids)
Source: RefSeq, a predicted model, not a curated record